Messenger RNA from Rotaria sp. Silwood1, 5283 nucleotides. The record is from the annotation of a GenBank genome assembly. Lineage: Eukaryota; Metazoa; Rotifera; Eurotatoria; Philodinida; Philodinidae.
AUGUUUAAGUGUUUUCCAAUUCCAUUUUGUAGUAGAAAUUUGGAACAAAUUGAUAAACGUCAUUGUAAUUUAACAACAGUACCUGAUGAUAUUCUUCGUUAUACACGUACAUUAGAAGAAUUAUUACUUGAUGCUAAUCAACUUCAAGAUUUACCUAAGGGUGUUUAUCGUUUAACACAAUUACGUCGUUUAACAUUUAGUGAUAAUGAAAUUCAAUAUAUAUCACCUGAAAUUGGACAAUUAGUUAAUCUAGAAGAACUUGAUUGUUCAAGAAAUGACAUAGCAGAAAUUCCGGAUAAUAUUCGUCAUUGUCGAUCAUUACAAAGACUUGAUUGUAGUGGAAAUCCUUUAGCAAAUAAUCUUCCUGCUGGUAUAAUUCAUCUUCGACAAUUAAUUCAAUUAACAUUAAAUGAUGUUUCACUUGCUGAAUUACCAAGAGAAAUUGGCAGCCUUUCCAAUUUACGUGUGCUUGAAGUUCGAGAAAAUUUGCUCAAAAUUUUACCUGAUUCACUUGUACAAUUACCUAAACUUGAAUCACUUGAUUUGGGUUCAAAUGUUAUUGAACAACUUCCAAAUCAAAUGGGUAAUUUACAAUCAUUAAAAGAAUUAUGGUUAGAUUCCAAUGAAUUACAUGAAUUACCAAAUGAAAUUGGUCAAUUAAAACGUUUACAAUGUUUAGAUGUAUCAGAAAAUAAAUUAACUUUUUUACCAAAUGAAAUUGGAGAGUUAGAAUCAUUAACUAAUCUUGAAUUAUCAUCAAAUCAAAUUGAACAAUUACCAUCAACAAUUGGUCGACUUACACAACGUUUAUUAAUAUUAAAACUUAAUUCGAACAGUUUAACAAAAUUAUGUGACGAAAUUGGACAAUGUUUAGCAUUGACAGAAUUAAUUUUAACUGAAAAUGCAUUAACAGAACUUCCACUAACGAUUGGAAAACUAAAAAAAUUAACAAAUUUAAAUAUUGAUCGUAAUCAAUUAUCACAUUUACCUGUUGAAAUUGCCGGAUGUGAAUCAUUAGGUAUGCUUGGUUUACGUGAUAAUCGUUUAACACAUAUACCAUCAGAAUUAUCAAAAUUAAAACAUUUACAUGUUCUUGAUCUAUCAGGAAAUCGUUUAUUAAAUUUACCAUGUACAUUACUUGAUUGUGAUUUAAAAGCUAUAUGGUUAGCAGAAAAUCAAGCACAACCAAUGUUAAAAUUUGCAACAGAUAUUGAUUCAACAACCGGUGAAAAAGUACUCACCUGUUAUUUACUUCCACAACAACAAUAUACAACAUCAUCAAUGGAAAAUCUUCUAAAUGUUUCAAAAUCUCAACAUAUCAGUAGUGAAACAGCAAAGAUACCUUCAAUAUCCACACCCUCUUAUCCAGAACAUGAUGAAAACAAAACUCAUUCACCACAAAUUGAUGAUCGACAUGAACGUACUGGUUCAGUUAAAUUUGCUGAUCAAUCCGAUGAAGGAAAAGAAAGUUCAUUACAACGUCAUAAUACUCCACAUCCAAAAGAUUUACGUACAUGGAGAAAUAAAAUUGCAAAAAAAUUUCAUGCUACAGAUGGAAAUUUACUUCAUCAUGAUCAUCAUCCAUAUCAACCAAAUGCUCAUAAACAUGUAUUAAAAGAUUCAACACAAGUUUCUUUAUCAUCAGGACAAUCAUUUUCAUCAACGAAUCAACAAAAUAAAACGACUACAGGUAAAUUUGAUUCACAAAAUUCAUCAAAUAUGAUGCAAGAAUCCAUUGAUUAUGUUCCACCUGAACUAUCAGCUGAUCAUCAUGAUUCAGAUGAUGAAAACAGAGAACAUGCCGGUGAACACGUACAUUACAUUGAAAAACAUGUUGAAUUUACAGAUGAUUUAAAUAAUGAUGAAGAUAAUACAAGAGAUCAUCAACAUCAACAAAAACUUCAUCGACGUGACACACCACAUCAUUUAAAAAAUAAACGUAUUAUUAAUAAAAAUAACGAUUCAAUUACAUUUGAUCAAAUUAUGUCACAUAGUUCAACAAAAUCAUCAUUAACAAGUCCAGGAAAAGAAUCGAGAUCAUCAUCUAUUCAAACAAAUACUCGUCCCAUGACAAUUCAUCAAGAACAACUAACACUUAUAAUUCGUCGUUCACAUAAUACUGGUCUUGGUAUUAGUAUUGCUGGUGGUAUUGGUUCAACACCUUUUAAAGAUAAUGAUUAUGGAAUAUUUUUAACAAAAAUUAAUGAAGAAGGACCAGCAGCUCAAGCUGGUUUACUUGUUGGUGAUAAAUUAUUAUCUGUUAAUGGAAUUUCAUUAAUAAAUUGUGAACAUAGUGAAGCUGUAUCUGCUUUAAAAAAAGCCGGUGAUAAUAUUGAAAUGGUUGUUAUUCGUGAAAUUUUACAAUCAUCAGAUAAUUAUAAUGAAAAUAAUUUUAUAAAAGAAGGUGAAAAAUUUUCUACAAUUAUUCAACGUGAUGAAAAACAAGGUGGACAUUUUGGUUUUUCAAUUGCUGGUGGAAAUCAAACAGCAACAAUAAAUGCAAAUGAAAAUUUAUAUAUAUCAAAAGUUAAUAAUCAUGAUAAAAGUUCAUUAUUAGCUGUUGGUGAUCGUCUUUUAUCUAUAAAUGGUCAUGAUACAGGAAAUAUAACUCAUGAUCAAGCUAUUGAUAUUAUUAAUAAUGGUGGAAAUAAUGUUGAAUUAGUUGUCUACCGUGAAAAAUAUACUAAUGGAAAUCAUAAUAUAGUUACAACAACAAAUAUUGAUAAUACAAUUGAAGAAGCACGUGUUGCUAAAGGUAAUGGUCCAAUGGGUUUAAGUAUUGUUGGUGGUAUUGAUCAAGCAUGUCCACCAUUUGGUAUGAAACAACGUGGUGUAUUUGUUUCCAAAAUUCUUCCAAAUGGAUCAGCUUCUCGUACAAAUCUUCGUAUUGGUGAUCGAAUAUUAAAAGUCAAUAAUCGUGAUGUAUCACAAGCAACACAUUUAGAAGCUGUAGAAGCACUUUUACAACCGACAAAUGAAGUUGUUUUGCUUGUACAUCAUGAUCCACAACCAUUAGGAUUAAAAGAAGUAACAUUAACAAGACACGCAGGUGAACCACUUGGUAUUCGAAUAAAUGGUGGUGUUGAAGGAAAACGUGUUAAUUCAGAUGAUCCAGAAGAUGAUGGAAUAUUUGUUACUGAAGUAAAAGAUGGUAGUCCAGCAUCUGGUAUUCUUACUGUUGGUACACGAAUUCUUGAGGCAGUCAAUAACAUUUUUGAUAGACAAUGGCAUUGUCUUUCACAAAAAUCUAUAUUAACAAAUAGUAAUUCAUCAUUAUUAACAAUACCAAUUGAUGAUACAAUAAGAGAUUAUUAUGAAACAAAUCUUGAUGAUAUUACACAUUUAAAUCGAAUAUCUUCAUUUGAGAAAUCAUCAAAAAAACAAAAAUGUUCACAGUUUAAUGAAUAUAAAAGAAAAAAAAACCAUCAUCGACAACGAAACACAAAUGAAACAAAAUCAUGUGGUUUAUCAAGAUUAUUUCAUAAGAAAAAGAAAAAGAAGAAAGAGAAAAAAGAAUUAAUAACUACACAACAAAUUUCUAUACCAAUUAUUAAAUCUAAAGAUUUAAUUUCAACAUCACUCCCAGAAACAUCAGUAUCUUCAUCAAACAAUAUUCAACCAAUACCUAUACUAGUAGAAUCUUCAGCUAUUCCAACACAAAUAACAACAAACAAUAUUAAAUCAAUACUUCCAUCAGAACAAUCCUCAACAGAAAUAACAAUAGCUCCUCAACCUUCAUAUAAAUGUUUAUCUUUAUUAUUUGAUUCACCAUCAACAAUUUCAACACUUGAAUCAUCAAUGGUUGAAUCGAAUACAUCAUCAUCAUUUUAUCAUCUUAAAUCAAGUUUAAAUUAUAGUCAAUAUUCUUUUGAAGAAGAAAUUCUUGAAAAAGAUUGUCCUUAUUGUUCCAGUGAAAGUCUAUCCUCAAUUAAAAGUGAUUCUGAUAAUAACAAUAAUAAUAAUAAUUUAGAAAGAAUUUCUAAUCGUUCCUCAAAUCUUUUAUAUGCUAAAGAAAUGUAUUUAUCUUCAACUAGUUUAAUUAAUGAAGAAUCUAAUUUAUCAUCUCUACCAUCUGAAGAAUAUGCUUCAAUAGAUGAAACAAAACAAUUAAAUUUAAAUGAAUUUAAUGAAAUUGUUUAUACUAUUCAUUCAAUAGUUGAUAAUAAUAAUAAUAAUCAACGAAAUGAAAUACUUGAUGCGUUAGCAUCAUCAUUACAACAAGUUGCACAAGAAACAUCUUCUGAUUUACAUGAUAAUGUAGAAGAAAUUCUAGCUAUUAGAAAUACACCUGAACAAGCACCGGGACUUGAUCAGAUGUUUGUUAAUAAUCAAAGUUUAUUUGGUGCUCGAUUAGAUGAUGCUCAAAAAUGGCUUAGUGUACCAACUGAAACAAUUAAUUUAUUAAUUUGUCAUGGAUUUAAACCUAAAGAAACGAAUACUAUAAUUAGUCCAACGAAAUCAUCAAAACAAAUUGAUACUAAUCGAUCAUCAUUGACACAACAAUCUAGUUCACCAGUACCACCAAUAAGACAUAAUGGCAUAUCAUCAUCUCAUAAUACUUCACAGUCACCAAAAGUAACGAGUCCUGUUUAUGCAAAUACAAAUAUUAAACAACAACAAUCACCUCAACCACCACCUGUUCCUGCUAAACCAAAAUAUCGAGCACCAAAUACACAAUUUGUACCGAUUAAUGGUGAUAAUCAUAAACAAAAAAAACUACCAUCACAUAAUGGUUUUGAAAUUGAUGAAUCUGAUUUCUCGGUAACAGAAUCAGAACGAUCAUUUAAAGAUAAGAAAAAAUUUUUUGAAAGUGGAUUCAAAGAUUCUGGACCUAAACCAAAACCUCGACAAUUUAAAUAUAUUAAUGAACAUGAAUUAUUACAAAUGAAACAAGAGGAAGAACAAAAAAUCAAAUCGAUGAAUCCAACUGAAUUACUUCAAUCUCGAACACUCUAUACUGGUGAUAUAAAUGAUUCUGAACUGAUGCAAACUACAUUAUCUCAAUAUCAAACACCAAACUAUCUUGCCAAACCAGAAGAAGAUCAAACUGAUGAUGAUAUUAUUCAACAACCACAAUCACGAAAAUUACCAUCGACUGCAAGAAAAGGAAAAAGUUCAAAAGAUAACGGAAAACUUCUUGUCAAAACACUAAAACUUACAUUCGUUGAUAUUCAAGGUUAUAAUGCAUUCGAAGGUUGGGGAAUGAGUGAUUCUUUGUUAUAUCAAAAGAGCUUUUGCAAAUGGUCACUGGGCAAUGCGUUGGGAAUGUAUGGAUAUGGAUAA